Molecule: messenger RNA, 933 nt
Organism: Loa loa (African eye worm)
Lineage: Eukaryota; Metazoa; Nematoda; Chromadorea; Rhabditida; Onchocercidae
Exons: 7
Coding region: 1-933 (310 amino acids)
Biological process (GO): cell surface receptor signaling pathway
Cellular component (GO): membrane
Molecular function (GO): transmembrane signaling receptor activity
Source: RefSeq, a predicted model, not a curated record
AUGUGCGCUUGUAUAUUUGUACUGUGCGCUUUCUAUUCGUUUGCCCACAACGGAAUUUUUGAUCCAGAGGCAUGUCGAGCAGUUACCGUCGCUCAACAUUUUUUCUUUCUUGCUAUUUACUUCUGGAUUAUGCAAGCUUUUAGAUUGUUGCAAGGGGAAUUUAGCAAGAUUGUACGAGAUUAUAGUCAAGGCAAAGAUGGUGAGAAAGUACACGCAGAAGUUGAAGAGGUGCCACUAUAUGGAACAAUUAUGGAGAUGUACUUCAUCGCUUAUGGUAUCCCGCUGAUUGCCACGUCAACUGUGUUAGCUACUGAUACUUUAUCACACGAAAGUUCACUAAAAUUCUGCUUUCCUUCGUCAAUGAUGCAUAUUAAAAUAUUUGCGUACGCCGUUUAUGCACCCCUGCUUACUUGUACCGUCCUUACAUUGGGAAUGAUUGUCAUCAUCUUACGUCUGCUUAUCACAAUUAGGCAUUUAUCUGUUAAACCUAUAUCUCAACAAUAUGUAGACAACAAAAGUCCUGAAGAAAACACCACACAAGCUCGGGAUGAGAUUACAUCUGCUGAAUUCAGCAAGAGGGCAAACGCAGCAAAAACCCAAUUUUUAUGGUUACUACUAAUAGCAGUACUGUAUUCACUAGACUGCUAUGUGGCAGCCACUCAUAUUAAUCAAUUAAAUGACUCGGGGCUUUCGGUAACAUCCAACUCUUACUUCAAUGCACUAUUCAACAUCUUACUCGCUCUUGCCAUUUUUUAUCCAUUCAUGCUUGAAUCGAUAUGUAUGAUAGUGCUUAAAAGUCGUGAUUCAAGCUGUUCCGCAUGCGUUACAAAGCCGUUCGUUAGUGCGCCGUACAACAACGAAGAACGUAUUGUGCCGCUGGUACAAAGAGGGUCGAUCGCCGGAUGUUUUGUUGAAGGAGGAGAGUGGGUGUGA